Molecule: messenger RNA, 1045 nt
Organism: Nicotiana tabacum (common tobacco)
Lineage: Eukaryota; Viridiplantae; Streptophyta; Magnoliopsida; Solanales; Solanaceae
Source: RefSeq, a predicted model, not a curated record
UCAAACAAAAAGUCACUCAGCUUCCCCAGCAAGCUAGGCGAUCAACGAAACCCGGUUCACUUAAUUAGGGUUCUCAAAAUCCCCGCCUUUUUUUCACAAGAACACUGACACUGUGUGAUAGCUUCAGUUCACGAAAUCAGUGAAUGAAUGGCGAAGGAAGACGAUAAUCCCACAACUCCACUGAUUUCUAAACCGAACUCAAACCCUAAUAAAGACCAGUCUCCGGUUCUCUCCGAAUCAUGUUCUUCCCUUCCCCGCAGCAAUUGCAACAGCAAUAACAACUGCAAAAUUACCGAUGCCAAUGGCACUGAUAAUUCUCCGUUGCAGAGAAAUCCGCAGAGCCCUGAAGAUUUUGUACUAUCGGUGGCUUCGAAAAUUGCGUCUCAGCCUUUGCAGUACUCUGAUCCUGACGUUUGGGGCGUCUUAACUGCCAUCUCCGAUAAGGCCCGCAAGCGUCUUCAGGUCUCUAUUCUUCUUCAAUACCUCCACAUUUUUUCUUAGAGUUCUCUUUUUGGUCCUUUUCAGACAUUUGUAUGCCAUGUAGAAAAUGUUGAGGCUGAUUUUUCUUUGAAUUAUUUGAACUCCAUCACAUAAAGUCUGAUUAUCUUUUUUCGUGCUACGCGAUGAGGCUCACAUUUGCGGAGUCUAUGAAGUAUGAAAAAUUGAGUUUUCUGAAGGUAAGUUGUAGAGUGGACCAAAAUGAUAAAUUCUCACUCCAUGUUUAAUUUGUUAGCUAUUGAGUGUCUGUAUUAACUGGUAGAGCUCAUAAUUUGGGACCUGAUAGCUCUAUUAAUAAUGGCUUCAGGCCUCAAGAUGGUUUAAUGCUCUACAAAAAUAGGAUGGCCACCAGAAAUAAGCUGGUGCAUACAAAAUAUUAUAUCUUGAAGGGUAGGACACGAACAAAUUAUUACAUCCUAACUUUCAGAAGAGAUAUCUUUAAAGCCUAGACCCCAAAGCUGAAGAUCUGGUACGGAGCAUCAUCAUAUAAUGUCUGGAUGUGACAAAAUACUUGAGUAUUCUCUUCAUAAAAAUACUUGAGUAUCCA